GUGUGUGUACCUCUGUCUCCCACUCGCCACUUUCUGUCUUCCUCUCUAUCCUCUCUGUCCUCUGCUUUGUCUAUCUCUGUCUUUGACACUUUUUUCCUCUUUCUAUUUGGCUUUAAAUAAUCUCCAAGAAAGAUUUUCUUCCAACAUCCUCAGCUGAUUGGCCUGUCAAAGGCCACCAGGAAGCUUAGUCUUCUUAUUUUUCUUAUCAUCUGAGUAUUUGAAUUUUUUUCUAGGAGGCUUUAGAAUCACUUUUUCAUCAGGGGGAAAUAAAGAUGCCUCGCUCCUUUUUGGUAAAACUGCCGAAGGUUCACGAUUUCUCAUCUUCCAAUUACUACCACAACCACCACCAUCAGCAGCAGCAACAGCACUGGGAUGACUCUUACACUGUGACACAUGCCAUCACUGAGUCGGCCACCAACUUGGCAGUCCGUCUGAGUGAAAACAGCUACAUACAUGAUUACAUCAUCCCCUCAGUGUUUCAGCGAACGAAGGAGUCCAGUCAUGAGCAGACUGGGCUCUCCUCAGGGCCCCUGUACUCUCCAGGGGGCAGCAGUGGGGAAGAGUUCUCUGACCACGACAUGGAGGAUCCGGACAGCCCCAUUUCUAAUGUCACAGUCGAGUCAGACAUCAGCAGCCCUGAAGUUGAGGCAUGCACCAUCAAUGGCUUCCUCAUCUCUGAUAGUUGCUCACGCCGAAGGCCCAACCAGAGGUGUCCUCGCAUUGGAGGGAGCCGUUUGGACAGCAAUGAGGGAAGUGGCUCAGCAGAUUGCAGCCCCAUCAAAGGGAAAUCUAAAGGACGACAUGUGUGCAGCGAGUGUGGCAAGUCUUACGCUACAUCCUCCAAUCUGAGUAGGCACAAGCAGACUCACCGAAGUCUGGACAGCCAGCAGGCCAGAAAAUGUCCUACCUGUCACAAGGUGUAUGUGUCCAUGCCGGCCCUGGCCAUGCACAUGCUGACCCAUGACCUGAAGCACGAGUGCAAGGUGUGCGGUAAAGCUUUCAGCCGUCCCUGGCUCUUGCAGGGCCACAUGAGGUCUCACACUGGGGAGAAACCCUUCGCCUGCGCUCACUGUGGCAAAGCCUUUGCCGACCGCUCCAACCUGCGUGCCCACAUGCAGACACACUCAGCUUUCAAACACUACUCCUGCAAACGCUGCCACAAAAGCUUCGCACUCAAAUCCUACCUGAACAAGCACUACGAGUCGGCCUGCUUCAAAGGGCAGUCGACAGAGGAUGACUGCAGCUCUGAGGACUGAAAGGAUAAUAUUAAUCCUUUUUAUCCUUUAUUCUUUUUUUUUUUAAGUUCAUACAUUGAAGUCAGAGGAAAGCUUGUGACUUCUCAGGCUUCUCAAAUGCAUUUAUCAUAAUCCAGCCUUUUGAUAUAAGCAAUAACCUCACUUUAAAUUCUUCAGGAAUCAUGUAGAGAAAUUCGUAAAAAAUCUCAGUGUUGAUUGCAAAUGUAAAAUAUUUUAUAUUCUUUUUUAUAAAUUCCAAUAAUUUACACGUCAGUAUUAUUUGAUAUGCCACCUAGCUCUUAAUUUACCUCAGCUAGUUUUGUUAUUUACAUGAUGUAUUUGCAUAUUUAUUAACUUAUUUAACUAUUUAUUUUCCAAUUUGAAGAUUAUUUAUUUUUGGGUUAAUGUAUUUGUGAAUUUAAUAUGGAUAUUUAAGAAGCCAAGCAUCGGAUUUGUUGAGAACAAACGCCAAAAUAU
Molecule: messenger RNA, 1712 nt
Organism: Archocentrus centrarchus (flier cichlid)
Lineage: Eukaryota; Metazoa; Chordata; Actinopteri; Cichliformes; Cichlidae
Product: transcriptional repressor scratch 2-like
Exons: 2
Coding region: 273-1256 (327 amino acids)
Biological process (GO): regulation of DNA-templated transcription
Molecular function (GO): DNA-binding transcription factor activity, RNA polymerase II-specific; RNA polymerase II cis-regulatory region sequence-specific DNA binding
Source: RefSeq, a predicted model, not a curated record